CAGUUGGUGUUCCCUCGCAGAAAUGCCCGUGCGUGCUAUCACUUCCACCUUCAUGUACAGGGGACUCUGCACAAUUCCUGACAUCCUCUCCUAUCGCACGCCCGUCAACCUCCCGGAGGACGAACUGGAGGAGAUUCGCGAGGCAUUCAAAGUGUUUGACCGUGAUGGGAACGGAUUCAUCUCCAAGCAGGAGCUGGGCACGGCCAUGCGGUCGCUGGGGUACAUGCCCAAUGAGGUGGAGCUGGAGGUCAUCAUUAAGCGACUGGACAUGGACGGUGAUGGCCAGGUUGAUUUUGAGGAGUUUGUCACUCUGCUGGGCCCCAAACUGUCUGCCGCGGGGAUGCCCGACAAGUUCAACGGAACGGAUUUCGACUCUGUGUUCUGGAAGUGCGACAUGCAGAAGCUGACGGUCGACGAGCUGAAACGGCUGCUGUACGACACGUUCUGCGAUCAUCUGACCAUGAAGGACAUCGAGAACAUCAUCAUGACCGAGGAGAGCCACAUGGAGAGCUCGGAGUGCCAAGUGGACAUCGACACGAGCCCGAUGCAGCAGGUGAAACACACCUGCGUGAGGAAGAGCCUGAUAUGUGCCUUCGCCAUCGCGUUCAUUAUCAGCGUCAUGCUCAUUGCGGCCAAUCAGAUGCUGCGUAGGGGCAUGAAGUAGACGCGUCUCCUUCAGACGGCUCCAUGAACCUCUUCCUCCUCCUCCCUCCACCAGCUCUCUCCCAAACUAUGUGUGCUCUCGGCCUCCCUCACCUGCAGACCCGAGGAGAAACACGCACGCGUACGUGAGCGGAACACUGGAACACACCUGCAAGGUCUGAUAAUGCAGCUAUCACCUCCACCGUAGGCUAGUGAAGAGCAACACCUCAAAGAGGUGCGGACCGGACCCGAUCAAACUAAGACGUAUGGAAAGGAAACAGUGCUGCACAAUAUAGCAAUGGUGCAGUCUGGUAGUGCAGGGCAUUGUCUCAGUAUGACAGUGGCCCUGCUGAGCAGAUAGUAGCAGAUAGGUAUAGUUCAUUCUAAUGUCACACUGACGGACAUCAGGAACCAUGGUGGUUCAGGGGAAACAGGUGAUACCAGUAGAAACUGUGUUUGUCCUCCAUCUCCGCCGUCUCUUCUCUCUACCGUCUCUCCAUCUCUCCUCUGUCUUUCCCUCCUGGUCUCUCCUUUGUCCAUCAUUUGUUCAUUCAUUGUUGUUUUCGUGGUAAUGCAAUAUGACAGUUGCCAAAAUACUGAUCAAACUGAAUAGGAAGCUGAUACUGCUGUCAAUACAAUAAUUAUAACACAAAAUGUGAAAAUACGUAAUAUUUCAUGAUACAUUUUACAUUGAUGCACUGUACUAUAAUUACCAUGCUAAUAAUAAUAAUAAUAAUAAUAAUAAUAAUAAUAAUAAUAGCAAUUAAUAUGCUAUUAAGGGGGCCAAGUACUCAAAUACCCAACUGUUAGUGUUGUCACUUAAUUUAUUGCUGUGAAACCCACAUUUGUGUAUAAUACGUAUUGUAAUCCUAUUAUAGAUAUAUUCAUUUUCAAGCUGAACACUGAGAGAUGAAUUAAUUACUGAACUUCUACGAAUGCAUCCAUAUGCAUAUGUGCAAACACUGGCCAUGUAUAAAUACAGGAUGCUGUUUUUUGUGUUUUCUUAUGCUCAUAUUGUGGCUAUUUGGUCUAACUGCACUGUUUAUGAAACAUAUUUCUGCCGACAUGACCCAUGUACAAAUACAGUAUUUGUUAUUUAUAAUGUUUAACAAUCCCCAACCGUUUCUAACACAAGCAAACACAAAGUUUGAAAUGUUUAUUUUCCGUGUCUGAAAACAAUUGCAAUACAGUUAAGAAAAAAUGUUAUCACAGUUCUAAUGAUUACGGUAUCAGUCACAAUAAUUAGUAUCAAGAUACGGUAAUUGUGUAUUAAUAAUACUGAAAUUAGUGUUGCUCUUAUGUUUUUAAAAGAAAGGGGCAGCAUUAUUAUUUUUGAAAUCAUUUUUGUUAGCUGUAGUCAUAAGGAACUCAUUUCAUCUGCAUUGUGAUUGCAAAUUAUAUAUUUUUUGCACCACAAGUCAGACUGUCAACUGGGAUAAAUUUAGUAAUAUUAAAAAUGUAAUAUCUUUAAACUAAUCUGGGGUUAUGCAAAACUCGUUGCACUUGUUGAGUGGAGUUGAUUGUUACAUGACUUUGAUUCUGAAAUGUUAAGUGCAUUUUUGUGUUAGGGAUUAAAAUAUAACUAAUUCAUGUAGUGCUUUGAAACUGCAGAAGGGGAUAUAUGAUAUGGGAGGAAAUAGGAGAAUACAUUUUCAUAAAGAAUGCAUAAAGAUUGAGCGUUUUUCAUAAAGAAUGCGUUUAUAUCAAACAGCCACAAGGUGGAAGUCUAUGGCCAAAAACGUACAUAUCAUUCAAAAAUUCCUUCUUUCUGUGAUCAAAUUGAAAGUGACAUAUCUAUGAUUACAAUAUGCACUUAAGGAAUGAAGACUAAAAUAAUUCAGAAUUUAAAGAAUUCAUAUGUCAAAGGUUAAUUUGAAAUGAUUUUUAGGUGAAUUAAUUGUACAUUCGUGAUGCAAUUAAUUUAAAGCAUUGUCAUAACCAAUAAGGUAUAUCAAUUCUAGCAUUAAUCUAUAGCACCUUCAUAUGUCAAAUUAGGAACUACUGGUCUGAUCUUGACCAACCAAUAUAAUUGGGAAUUAUGUAAUGCAAACCAAAACUU
Conger conger (European conger) is the source of this 2701-nucleotide messenger RNA. RefSeq names its product calcium binding protein 7b (gene cabp7b). The record is from RefSeq and is a predicted model, not a curated record. NCBI's taxonomy places the organism in Eukaryota, Metazoa, Chordata, Actinopteri, Anguilliformes, Congridae. The coding region runs from base 23 to 664 and encodes 213 amino acids. Gene Ontology annotation, molecular function: calcium ion binding. The transcript has 5 exons.